AUGCCAUACACUGUUUUAAGUCCAUCUGGUGCCGUAGCCAGAGACCAUCUAUCCAAUGAGCGCACCAUGCUUGCGUAUUUGCGGACCUCGAUGAGCUUUCUGUCGCUUGGAGUCGGAGUGGUCCGGCUUGCCAAGUACGCAAUCAUCAACCCGUUAAAGCCUCUGAACCUUGAGAAGUACCCAGAAAUGCUGCGCCACGACUACUACAUAGCCACAACAUAUGCAAAGCCUCUAGGUGCUCUGAGCUUGGCGGCUGCUCUUUUGACGCUUGCCUUUGGCCUGGCUCGCUACUGCGUCAUGUUCAAUCGAAUUGUCAACUCAGAGCGAUUCCAAAGCGGCACGGUUAAGUCUCAAACUCCAAAGGUCGAGAAGACCGAGAAGCCAAAGAAGCCAAAGGGAAGAGCAUACAAGAGACUGUUGUACACCAAGAGAUUUGUCAACGUUGCCAACACCCCAGGUGGAAAGAGAAAAAUGAACCCAGGUCCAUCCUCCAGAUAA
This is a messenger RNA of Ogataea angusta, 498 nucleotides long. RefSeq lists its product as uncharacterized. The transcript has 2 exons. Gene Ontology annotation, molecular function: structural constituent of ribosome. The record is from RefSeq and is a predicted model, not a curated record. Gene Ontology annotation, cellular component: ribosome. Gene Ontology annotation, biological process: translation. NCBI's taxonomy places the organism in Eukaryota, Fungi, Ascomycota, Pichiomycetes, Pichiales, Pichiaceae. The coding region runs from base 1 to 498 and encodes 165 amino acids.